Molecule: messenger RNA, 2229 nt
Organism: Ustilaginoidea virens
Lineage: Eukaryota; Fungi; Ascomycota; Sordariomycetes; Hypocreales; Clavicipitaceae
Exons: 2
Coding region: 1-2229 (742 amino acids)
Biological process (GO): hydrogen peroxide catabolic process; response to oxidative stress
Cellular component (GO): cytosol
Molecular function (GO): heme binding; catalase activity
Source: RefSeq, a predicted model, not a curated record
AUGUCUUCCCUCGACAACGUGCCAAGCAUCCCCAAACCAAGCGCCGUGAUAAUGGCGGCGAGGACGGCAAAAACCGACCAGCUCCGCACCGCUACGGUAGAGCCGACGCAGAGUUCGCGUAUAACCGCCGACUUUGGAACCAAGCAGAGCAAUACCGAUGACUGGCUGCGCGUUGCAAAUGACAAGACCACUGGUCCCAUGCUACUGGAAGAUGUCUUUGGUAGGGAAAAGCUACACCGGUUCGAUCAUGAACGGAUUCCCGAACGAGUGGUCCAUGCCCGUGGCACUGGCGCCUUCGGAACGUUCCGGCUACACGAAUCCGCCGAGGAUGUCACCUACGCCGGAGUGCUGACGGACACGUCUCGCGAAACACCCGUGUUUCUUCGAUUCUCGACCGUUCUGGGAAGUCGCGGCUCUGCCGAUACCGUCCGCGACGUGCGCGGCUUUGCUCUCAAGCUGUACACCGACGAAGGCAACUGGGACAUUGUCGGCAACAACAUACCCGUCUUCUUCAUCCAAGACGCCAUCAAGUUCCCCGACUUGAUCCACGCCGCCAAACCAGAGCCGGACAACGAGAUCCCGCAAGCGCAAUCCGCGCACAACAACUUCUGGGACUUUAUGUACAUGCACUCGGAAGCAACCCACAUGUACAUGUGGGCCAUGUCGGAUCGAACUAUUCCUCGUUCUUUCCGAAUGAUGCAAGGCUUCGGCGUGAACACGUUUACCCUGAUGAAUUCCAAGGGGGAACGCCACUUUGUAAAGUUCCACUUUACGCCCGAGCUUGGCGUUCACUCUCUUGUCUGGGACGAGGCCCUCAAGAUUGCAGGCCAGGACCCCGACUUCCACAGAAAGGAUCUCAUGGAAGCCAUUGAGAACGGCGUGUAUCCCAGGUGGAAGUUUGGCAUCCAGGUCAUUCCCGAGGGUAAAGAAGACGAUUUCGACUUUGACAUCCUCGACGCCACCAAGGUGUGGCCCGAAGAUCUCGUGCCCAUUCGAUACAUUGGCGAGCUCGAGCUGAACCGAAACGUGGACGAGUUCUUCCCGGAAACGGAGCAGGUAGCCUUUUGCACAAGCCACGUCGUGCCCGGUAUAGGAUUCUCCGACGACCCCCUGUUGCAAGGCAGAAACUUUUCCUACUUUGACACUCAAAUCACCCGUCUGGGCAUCAACUGGCAGGAGCUCCCCAUCAACAAGCCGGUGUGUCCAGUGAUGAAUUUUAAUCGCGACGGCGCUCUGAGACACACCAUUGCCAAGAGCAAAGUCAACUACUGGCCCAACCGGCACGGGGUGCAGCCACCCGCCGCGGCGGGCAGAGAAGGAGGGUACGUCGAUUAUCCUGAAAAGGUCGGCGGCAUCAAAGUCCGCGGCAAAAGCGAGAAAUUCCGGGAGCACUUCUCUCAGGCCCAGCUGUUCUACAACUCCAUGUCGGAAGUGGAGAAGAACCACAUCAAGGCCGCGCUCUCCUUUGAGCUCGACCACUGCGAAGAGCCCAUCGUGCACGAGCGCUUGACCCAGCGUCUUGCAGACAUUGAUUUCGGACUGGCCCAGACCGUCGCCAGCAUGGUGGGCGGGCCGAGCCCCUCGCCAUCCGCCAGGCAAAACCACGGGAAAAGGGCCAAGGGCUUGAGUCAGCUGGAGUACAUGCCCGAACGGGUGACGAUUGCGUCUCGCAAGGUUGCCAUCCUCAUCGCCGACGGCUACGACUCCAUCGCCUACAAUGCCAUUUUCGUGGCGCUCAAGGCCGCGCGGGCAAUCCCCGUGGUGCUUGGCCCGCGCCGCUCGGCGAUUUACUCGGCCGGCCAGGACAAGAGUUCCGGCAAGGGGCUCGUCCCCGACCACCACUUUGAAGGACAGAGAAGCACCUUGUUUGACGGGCUCUUUAUCCCCGGCGGGGAGGAGUCGGUUGCCACGCUCAAGAAGAUGGGCAGAGUCACGCAUUAUAUCCGAGAAGCGUUUGGCCAUCUCAAGACUAUUGCUGCGACGGGUGAAGCGGUGGAUUUGGUCAGGCACGCUGUGCAGUUGGACGACGUGAAGCUGUCCGGGGGUAGUGACGCGGUGGAGAGUUACGGCGUCGUCACGUUGAAGGACGCUAAGCCCGACUCUCUGAAGGAGGUGAUUCACGCAGGGAAGAGUGCAAAGCACUUUCUGGACCAGUUGUUCUACUCGAUCAGCCAGCAUCGGUGCUGGGACCGAGAGCUGCACGGACUGGCCUCUCAAGUUGCGUAUUGA